Myripristis murdjan (pinecone soldierfish) is the source of this 1831-nucleotide messenger RNA. It is a transcript of the gene dcun1d2a, whose product is annotated as DCN1, defective in cullin neddylation 1, domain containing 2a. Gene Ontology annotation, molecular function: ubiquitin conjugating enzyme binding; ubiquitin-like protein binding; cullin family protein binding. NCBI's taxonomy places the organism in Eukaryota, Metazoa, Chordata, Actinopteri, Holocentriformes, Holocentridae. The coding region runs from base 221 to 1126 and encodes 301 amino acids. The transcript is spliced from 6 exons. Gene Ontology annotation, biological process: protein neddylation. The record is from RefSeq and is a predicted model, not a curated record. Gene Ontology annotation, cellular component: ubiquitin ligase complex.
UGAGCCCCCCACCCCACCCCUGAGGUGCAGCACGUGCUCUGAGAUCUGCAGCGUUCACCCUCAGCACAGGCAGCUUUGCUUUUGGACGGGACAUAGUUACCAGUUUAUUACUUAAAUUCGAUGAUGUUUGCUUGUCAGCGUGACGGACUAACCUGUUGAAACAUGUGUUUGAGUGUCCCACCGUCUCCCAGUCUUUCCUGUGCUCAUUACCGUUGCCUGGAUGCCUGUGGAUGUGUGUGUCUCGCUAUGUGUUGUUGUCUGCAUCUCAAUCUGUGUGUGUGUGCUGCUGUCCGUGCUCCCCGGCUUGUGUGCGCCGGUGCCUGAUAGCCCCUGUCCUGUAUUUGUGCAGCACAAGCUGAAGUCUUCGCAGAGGGACAAGGUUCGGCAGUUUAUGUCCUUUACACAGGCGGGGGAGAAGACAGCUGUGUACUGCCUCACACAGAAUGACUGGAAACUAGAAGUGGCCACUGACAACUACUUCCAGAACCCAGAUCUCUACUGCAAGGAAUCCAUGAAAACUUCGGUAGACCGGAAAAAGUUGGAGCAGCUGUACAAUCGAUACAAAGAUCCCCAGGAUGAGAAUAAGAUCGGCAUCGAUGGAAUCCAGCAGUUUUGUGAUGACCUUUCGCUGGACCCGGCCAGUAUCACUGUCUUGGUUGUUGCCUGGAAGUUUCGCGCCGCCACUCAGUGCGAGUUCAGCAAGAAGGAGUUUCUGGAUGGAAUGACAGAGCUGGGAUGUGACAGCCCAGAGAAACUGAAGGCUCUUUUGCCAAGAUUAGAACAGGAGCUCAAAGAUAGCAGCAAGUUCAAGGACUUCUACCAGUUCACCUUUAACUUUGCUAAAAAUCCUGGACAGAAGGGUCUAGAUUUAGAGAUGGCGGUGGCCUACUGGAACCUGGUUCUGACGGGUCGAUUUAAGUUCCUGGAUCUCUGGAAUAGAUUCCUAUUGGAACACCAUAAACGAUCAAUUCCUAAAGACACAUGGAACCUUUUGUUGGAUUUUGGUAAUAUGAUUGCAGACGAUAUGUCAAACUACGAUGAGGAAGGUGCAUGGCCAGUGCUCAUAGAUGAUUUUGUGGAAUUUGCUCGACCAAUUGUGACAGGAUCAAAACGUAAAACUCUCUAAAUCAAAGCCUAACUCUGGAGAGCCAGAACUUUGUUUCCUUUACAGUGACUUCAUAGUUUUUUUUUUAAAGACUUGUACAGAAAAGUGAAAAUUGCAGACUUCAGAGGAAACAACAACAACAACAGAAGCACUUGAAACUAUCAGGAAACCACCUAUCAGGGAGCUGAGUAAAAGACUGAGGCGUCACAUGGACUUUGCCAGAUUUGCCUCCAUCAGUCCUGUUGGAAACUCAGUAUCCUGGACACCCUUCUCAUGUGCUGCAGGAGGAGCACUACCUGUCAGUCACAGCCACAGCCUUUCAAGUGGGGAUGGACAGAGCACAGAGAGGAGGGUGCUGGCUUUCUGUGCUCGAAAGGGAAAGGAGAGGAGAAAUCUGUGUGUUUCACAGUCGAUUCUUCUAGUCAGCCUUGUUUUGGUAUAUGGAGCUCCAGAGGACUGUGGAAAGAUCCCGUGUCUUACUCUGACUAUGGGACAGAGUGCUUACUACACCAGCACCAACAGAACUGUUGCAGUUGUUACUGUACAUACUGUAUCUACUGAGACAGUUUACAAAGAGAACUAUAUGAAGAAUAAUAUAAAUAUGUUAUGUUUAUAAAUGCAAAAGAUGAUUCUUUUCUGUACAGUAAGUGUUAAAAUCUCCUACAGGAUGCCUCAGUAUCAUUUGAAUGAUAUGCUGUAAGUGUAGAUGUCAGGUGGAUAUAUGAA